AUGUAUCAGUUCAUGUGGAACCGUAGAACCAACAGCAGAUUUCAGCCAACUGCAAACGAUAGACAAAAGGCUGUCGAACGAGCCCAGCUUCAGUUCCCCAUUCGAAUGAAAGAAACCGUCUUUAAUCUUAAACAAGACAAAAUAUUCGCUUCUGAUUGGAUAAACGACAUCAGUGUGCUUGCAGGUACAAAGGACAACAAGUUACUAUUGCUCGACCAGAUUCACAACAACGUAUUCGAAAUUCCACUUAUUGAGAUAGACAAGUUACAGUACCAGCCAAUUCAUUCCUCGUACUUGUCCAACCCUCGAAAACUCCAUAAAUACAACAGCUACACCUACGACUACAACUAUAGCGACUAUAGCAGCAACCAUUAUAACAAUGAUGACAAUUAUGGUAAUAUUAACAUUAAACGAUUGGUGGCCACAAACCCAGAGCCAGUGUAUGAAAAGAAGGGUUUACAUGACGACUUGAUACUGUGUGACCCGCUCAGUCCUACAAGCCAGCAAAUAUCUCGGUUCUCGAGUGUAUUGUUAUCAUCAUCAUCAACACCAGCAUAUUCCGCUUAUUCUGCUUCCGCCUCUGCUUCUGCUUCUGCUAGUUCUAGUGCUGGUGCUGAUACAGAUGCUGUUUCUCCUUCUUCUGGCUGUCAGGGUAUUCGAUGUGUAGCCACAAGCCCAAAUGGCUGCUAUGUAGCCGUUGCAUUGGCUGAUCCUGCUGUUGUGAUGGUUUACCAAUUGCCAACGAUGCGGGGUGUGGCAAUUGCAGAAGGCCACCGUGAUGCUGUGUUUAGCGUGGUUUGGAUUGACGAAGAUAGAUUCAUGACAGGUUCUCGGGAUGGUUCCUUGCGGGUGUGGAGUGUCAAUGAUGCGAUGGAUUGUGGAACUAAUGGCGUCGGCCAUACUAUCAAAUGGCUACGACAAUCCUGGACGUCUUCUUCACGUACUACCACGAGCACGAGCAAGUCCAAGACCAAGAGUAAGGUGCGAGACUUGAAAUUGAUCAAAUGUAACGGUACACAAACGGCGACCAGUCUAACUUCCAAAGGAACCGUGCAAUUGUGGGAUAUCAACACUUUACAAAGGAAAAAUGUCAUAAAACUACCUUUUACACAAGAACUAGUGUGUCUGUCAGUACAACCUAAUAAUAGCAGUCUGAUCGCCGUUGGAUCACAAGCGCACAUCACUUUUGCUGACCCUCGUCAGGAAAGAUGUGCCCAAAGCUUUAAUUCUCAAGAUGAAUUCUGGGGUGUACGAUCGCUUGCGUUCGGGAGUGAGCAUAUUCUGACAUGCGGAGGGGGAAGAGGCCGGCUUUCGUUUAUCGACACCAGAAUGAUGGAAUUCUUACCGCUGUCAAAGUCAAACAACAACAGAAACACUAAUAACAAGAACAUUAAUCAUUAUAAUAACUAUAAUCCUAGCAAUACCAGUAAUGAUGAUAAUGAUGAUAACAGUGAUAAUGGUGGGGAUGAUACAACUAGAACUCAAACUAGAGCUGGGACUAGGACCAGAACUAGAGCUUCAGCUGCGACUGCUAGUGUUUAUCACAACUCAAGCUCAGAAGGCUGGCUAGAUCGUGAUUCUCAAAUGUACAAGACUCAUUUCACUGGUAUUCAAAUACCUCCGGCUAUCUACACUACGGCUUACAAUUCCGAUGGAACUAAACUGUUUACAGCAGGCGGACCGAUACAAUCUGGUCUUAGAGGAUGUUAUGCCGCUGUUUGGUUUUAG
Molecule: messenger RNA, 1728 nt
Organism: Phycomyces blakesleeanus NRRL 1555(-)
Lineage: Eukaryota; Fungi; Mucoromycota; Mucoromycetes; Mucorales; Phycomycetaceae
Exons: 3
Coding region: 1-1728 (575 amino acids)
Molecular function (GO): protein binding
Source: RefSeq, a predicted model, not a curated record